This is a messenger RNA of Plasmodium malariae, 1428 nucleotides long. RefSeq names its product RuvB-like helicase 2, putative (gene RUVB2). The transcript has a single exon. Bases 1 to 1428 code for a protein of 475 amino acids. Gene Ontology annotation, biological process: chromatin remodeling; regulation of transcription by RNA polymerase II; box C/D snoRNP assembly. The record is from RefSeq and is a predicted model, not a curated record. Lineage: Eukaryota; Apicomplexa; Aconoidasida; Haemosporida; Plasmodiidae. Gene Ontology annotation, cellular component: Swr1 complex; Ino80 complex; NuA4 histone acetyltransferase complex. Gene Ontology annotation, molecular function: ATP hydrolysis activity; ATP binding; DNA helicase activity.
AUGCAGAUAAAUUUAGAAAACAUUAACACGUCAGGAGAUACGAAAAAAGAGAGGGUUAACAUACACAGUCAUAUUAAAGGACUGGGGGUGAACACAAAUAUUUACCUACAUGAAGAAGAAAUAAAUUUAAGUGAUACAAGGUACUCCAUCUUUUUUGAUAACAGUUGUGGGUUAGUUGGUCAAUAUAAAGCUAGAGAAGCAUCAUUAUUUCUGGUUGAUUUAAUAAAACAAAAAAAGCUAGCUGGGAAAUGUAUAUUAUUAGCAGGACCAAGUGGAAGUGGUAAAAGUGCAUUAGCUAUUGGAAUAAGUAGAGAAAUAAAUAAAAAAAUGCCAUUUGUAUUUCUCUCAGGAUCUGAAGUAUAUAGUAAUGAAAUAAAAAAGACGGAAGUUAUUUUAGAAGCCUUUCGAAAAAGUAUACACAUAAAAAUAAAAGAAGAGAAGUUAGUAUAUGAAGGUGAAGUAGUAGAUAUGCUUGUAGAAGAAAAUGAAUGUUUAUAUUCAUUAAAUAGGGCAAAACAAAUUAAUGCUAUUAUUAUUACCUUGAAAACUGUUAAGGGGUCAAAAACAUUGAGAUUAGCACCUAAAAUACAUGAGCAAAUCGUAAGAGAAAAAAUAAAAAUAGGUGAUAUUAUAUAUAUAGAAACAAAUACAGGUCAUGUAAAAAGAUUAGGUAGGUGUAAUGUAUAUUCAAAAGAAUAUGAUAUAGAAUUUGAUGAAUAUGUUUCUUUACCUAAAGGUGAAGUACAUAAGAAAAAAGAAGUUGUUCAACAAAUAUCUUUACAUGAUAUAGAUCUCGCUAAUGCAAAUCCCACUGUUGGUGAAGAUUUAGCAUCUGUUUUAAAUUCAUACUUAAGACCUAAAAAAACAGAAAUUACAGAAAAGUUAAGAGUAGAAAUUAAUAAAACUGUAAACAAAUUUUUAGAAAUGGGUUUAGCUGAAAUUAUCCCAGGAGUUUUAUAUAUUGAUGAAGCACAUAUGUUAGACAUAGAAUGUUUUUCUUACUUAAAUAGAGCUAUUGAAUCGCCUUUAGCUCCUAUAGUUAUUAUGGCUACUAAUAGAGGAAUUUGUACUGUUAAAGGUACAGAUAAUAUAGAACCACAUGGUAUCCCAGUAGAUUUGUUAGACAGACUAAUAAUUGUUAAAACUUUUCCAUAUACAUUAAAAGAAAUCGUACAAAUAUUAGCUUUACGUGCACAUUCUGAGAAAAUUAAUAUUAGUGAACAAGGCAUGAAUUACUUAGCGAAAAUUGGAAUUCAGUCUUCUCUACGUUUUGCCAUGUUAUUAUUAGAACCGUCCAGAAUUAUUGCAUCUAUUGAAGGGAAAAGUAUUAUAGACAUAAAUCAUAUAGAGCAAGCGGAUGAACUCUUUAUGGAUGCUAAAACGUCUGCGCAUAGAGUCGUAGAGCAGGCAAACAAGUUUGUUAACUAG